Messenger RNA from Meloidogyne enterolobii, 1719 nucleotides. The record is from the annotation of a GenBank genome assembly. Lineage: Eukaryota; Metazoa; Nematoda; Chromadorea; Rhabditida; Meloidogynidae.
UUUUAGAAGCCGAAAGGGGAAGGCAGUCGAUCCCUUAUAGUUUUCCUUUUGUUCUUAGGUCUUUUCCAAUUUCUUUAAAUAUUCUCUCGUUUUUUCCUUUAGACUUAACCCGAUCAGCUUCAUUUUUGCCCAAUGAUGUUAUUGAAGCCUCUUCUCUACACGAAGAAAUCCCUGGAAAUGAACCGAAAUAUGUUCAUGAAAUGGUUGGAAGGAAACGUCUGACUCGAGUAGUUUAUGGAUCUGGCCUUUGUUCAACGGGCGCUUUGGCAAUAGAAAAGCUUUUGACACCGCCUGUGCUUAAACAAUGCUUAUUUCAACCCAUGCGUAUUGUGCGUAUGAAUACAAGAAAAAUUCGAUUUAUUGCUGCUGGUUGUGGAUUUUCUUUAUUUGCUUCGAAUAGUGAACUUUACGGAUCAGGACUAAAUAAUUUUUAUCAAAUUUCUGGUCCAAAGAGAAGAGACGAGGAUGAAAGGCCAAAUUUAGAAAGUGGUUAUGCUGGAAGGAAUGAAGCAGAAAUGUGGUAUAUACACGGAAGGAGAAUAGUUCUACCCGAAGAUAUUGGAAAUAUUCGAUGUAUAAGUGCUGGACGAAUGCAUUCUAUAGUCCUCACAGAUUCCAACAAAAUUUUCUGUUUUGGAAGUAAUUCACACGGACAAUGUGGAGCCGAUCCACUCGAUCAUUCAGUUGUUACUCACGAUAAGCAGCAUGAACUUAAAGAAAUGGAUGUUUCAACCAUUUUGGAAGGAGAUGUUGAGAUUGUUAAGGUCCACGCUUCUUUAGACACUUCCUUUGCUUUGUGUUCCAAUGGAAAAUUGUUUGCUUGGGGUUUAGGAACAGACGGCCAAUUGGGAAAUGGAAAUGAUCAAUUUCAAUGGAAACCUUCUUUGGUUCGUGGUGAUUUGGAAGGGGAAAAAAUUGUGGAAAUUGGUGGAAGUACAGAUACUUUAGUAGCUGUAAAUGAAGAUGGACAUCUUUUUAUUUGGGGACAAAACGAAUAUGGGCAAAUGUGUUCAAUUACUGAUGAACCUCAAAUAUUUCUCCCUCAACAUGUUCCUUUUAAAUUGGGGAAAAUUGUUGGAGCUGAAGCAACUGGAGUUUCAUGUAUUGUUUGUAAUUCUGACGGUCAAGUCUUCACUUGGGGUUCUCAUGUACUCGGUUUUGGACCCAAAGUUGAAAAAUUAACAAAGCCAAUGCAAAUUGACCCGCCUUUAUUUACUUCAGCAAUGAAUGAAAAAAAUUGGGUUGUUAAGGUUUUUGCUGGUGGUAGUUGUAUGGGAGCAUUAACUGAAGCUGGACAUUUGUUCACUUGGGGUUCAAACAAACACGGUGUUUUGGCACUUUCACAUCGAAAUCAUCAAUAUUUCCCUUUCCAGGUUUCUUUUGCUGAAAGUAUUAAAGAUGCAUCUUUUGGCCCACAUCAUUCGUUAUUUUUGACAAAUAAAGUUUAAAAAAAUAUUUCUAUUUUUUUAAAAUAAAUUUAUUGUUUUUUGUUUAUUUUAAUGUUUUUAUUUGUUUUUUGACAAAUUUAUUUUUUUUUUGAAAUUUUACUGGGCAUGUUUAUGCCUUAUCGUUUUUAGGCCUAAUUUUAAUUAAAAAUUAAACGAUUAUAGGACUAAAAUAGUUUUUAGUUAUAGAGCUUGUUUGUAGCUCAGUCGGUAAAGCUUCUUUCUUUCCCAUAACAGUCGACGGUUCGGAUCCCAUUCGUUUUAUUGGUUUGUU